CGCCGGCCCGGCGCGGCCAUGAGCCGCACUGCGCAUGAGCGGGAGGCGGCGGAAGGGCCCGUGAGGAGCCGCGAGCCGCCGCCGCCGCCGGAGGAAGCCGCUGCCGCCGCCGCCCUCAGUCUCCGCCGGAGCCGGGAGGGGAAGAGGCCCGCACAGCCCCCAACAUGAACAAGUUGAAAUCGUCACAGAAGGAUAAAGUGCGUCAGUUUAUGGUCUUCACACAAUCUAGUGAAAAGACAGCAGUGAGUUGUCUAUCUCAGAAUGACUGGAAGUUAGAUGUUGCAACAGACAACUUUUUCCAAAAUCCUGAACUUUAUAUACGAGAGAGCGUAAAAGGAUCAUUGGACAGAAAGAAGUUAGAACAGCUAUAUAACAGAUAUAAAGAUCCUCAAGACGAAAAUAAAAUUGGUAUAGAUGGUAUACAGCAGUUCUGUGAUGAUCUAGCACUUGAUCCAGCCAGCAUUACUGUACUCAUCAUUGCAUGGAAAUUCAGAGCUGCAACACAGUGCGAGUUUUCAAAGCUGGAAUUCAUGGAUGGAAUGACUGAGCUAGGAUGUGACAGUAUAGAAAAACUAAAGGCCCAGAUUCCUAAGAUGGAGCAAGAAUUAAAAGAGCCGGGAAGAUUUAAGGAUUUUUAUCAGUUUACUUUCAACUUUGCAAAGAAUCCGGGACAGAAAGGUUUAGAUUUAGAAAUGGCCAUUGCCUACUGGAAUUUAGUACUUAAUGGAAGAUUUAAAUUUCUAGACUUAUGGAACAAAUUUUUGUUGGAGCAUCAUAAAAGAUCAAUACCUAAGGACACCUGGAACCUUCUUCUAGACUUUAGUACAAUGAUAGCAGAUGAUAUGUCUAACUAUGAUGAAGAAGGGGCAUGGCCAGUUCUUAUCGAUGACUUUGUGGAAUUUGCACGCCCUCAAAUUGCUGGGACAAAAAGUACGACAGUGUAGCACUAAAGGACCUUUCUAGAGUGUACAUAGUCUGUACAAAUACAUGAAAUGGAAAAUUGCACAGUCAAUUUCUGCUGGCUGGACUGAACUGAAGAUCAAUCCUCACAAUAUGGCUGAGGGUUGAGACAAACCUUAAAGGAUACAUCUUGGACCAUAUCAUAUUUCAUUCUUCUACUGGUGGUUUGGGCUUUUCUUCUAGUCUGGACCACUCUUGCCCGUUAAAAUUCCAACAUUGUGGAUUUCAUCAUGGAUUUUUUUUCUUUUUUUUUUUUUUUUUUUUUUUUUUUUUUUUUUUUUGUGGACCACCCUAGUUUCAUCUCCCAUAAGUCUUAGAAGCUUUAUAAUUAUUUUGAGGUUUCUGGUUUCACAUAAAGCACAACGCUGGUUAUCAUCAGACAACUGUUAUAUGGCAUCUGAAUUAUACAGAUCAACAUUAAAACACUUUUUAAAAAAAUGCUUAAAUAUACACUUGGGGCUAGUUGCAAAGACUGUAUUGAUAGCACUUCCUGUAAGAGUGAUAUAUUUAAGUGUACUGGGUCCGAUAAUCUUUUUCUUUUCUGGAAAAGUGCAGGUAUUGUCUAAGUGAGUUUGGAGUAUCUGAUAAAAACAAUUGCAGAAAUAACCAACAAAACCCAAGAUUGUUAAUACUGGGGUAUCCAGGUGCCUAUCUGAAUGGUUUGAUUGUACAUCAACUGACUGUGAAAACAGUUGAAGUACUACACAACUACUGUGCACUUACAGCACCCGCGUGUAAUGUUAUAGUCAGCCUUCAGUGAGCGUCAUUGAGAUGAGCUGUGUGCGUAAUGAUAGAAUCUAAUACUCUCUAGGUUAUUAUCUAAGAAAUCAGAUUUCAUUACAGUUUUGAAAUGCUUAUCUGUCUGUCUAGGAAAGGUUUUUCAUUUCUGUGGAAAUCUAAAACUUGAAUAUACUGAAUUUGUGUCUUAAAUGUUUGCUACACAAUACAGUAUUUUAAAUUCAGACAUGGAAAUUUUAUGGCUGAGGUAUGAAGAAACAAAUGACCCUGGUAUUCAAGAAGGUUAUGAGUUUGAUAUGAAUCUAGGUUUUGAAAUGAUUCUCCUGAGACAUAAGUUAAAUCUUUAUAACAUAUAGGUACUGCUGUUGUGGAUGACACCCAUUUUUAAUUACUUAUCUUGUUGAGUUUUCCUUAAAUUGACAUAUCACUGUGGUUGCCAAAUACAGAAAUUAAGAGUAAAGCUUUCCCAAAAAAGCACAGGUUGGAUAUAAAGUACUACACUGGCUUUGUUUGCUUAAAUUAUUUUGCUGAUCCACCGUUACUUCUCACUGCAUAUAACUAAAUCAUUUGUUUUGUUCAAAGCAGGUUUUAUCAGACGUGAUUCUUCUUUAUUUUUAACCUUACAAGAGCUCUUGAAGAGCUGCUUUCAUGCUAAACGUGUUCUUUUACUCCUCGCUUAGUUACCUGUGAAGAGAUUUGUUUUCUUGAGAUAAAUACUAUUCUGGAAAAUGCCAAGCUCCACGGAAAAGGAGGAGAGAGAAAAAGAAAGACUAUAGUUAUGAGUAAGGAUAGAGGUUUGAGUCCAUGCUCUCAAUAGUCCUGCAUUAAGGCCAGAAUUAUUUUUGAAAUGAGUGAUUGGAACUUGCACUAAAGAGCAGAACACUUUUAUGCAGAUGCUAGAAGUAUUUUAGGAAAAAAUUGACUAUUAUGUACUGCUAAAAAUUUUAUUUGUAUGCCUUGAAGUUGACUAUAAGGUUAGCUCCCCUCAUAUCAGUGCCCUUUUAAGAAAAUCCAGUUGUGCAUUUAUUUCAAGAAUACACUUCUACAAAAAUGUUGCAAAUUUAACUCCAGCUACUGGAAUUGGCUAUGCCAAAAAUGUGUGUUUUGCUGCUUUCAGUAUUUCCUUUCUCAAUUUUGUGUAAAUAUUAAAUGGGGACUUGAAAUUAUGGGGGGGAAAAAAGCUCUACAAGGUAUAUAUGCGUGCUGUUUUCUGUCUUGAGGGUUUUGGUACAGUUUCAGAUCGAUUAGUUCGAGUAUGCUGUGUUUUGAGAUGAGAACUAACUAGCUUUUUAUCCCAGUACAGACUCAUCCCUCCAAAAGUCUGAUAUUGGUUAGUGGCAUAAUGCCGUGGUGUUUUAAAGAAUAUUCCUUUUGAAUGCAAGACCUUUCCAACAAAAUAGUGUUGUCAUCAGUUUGGUACUAUACGCUUAUAAUUACUGUGUAAUUAUAAAAAAAGACAUAAAACUUUGACUAAUUAUGUUGCAGAAAAGGGUUAUUUGUGCUAUGAUGGCAUCUUAAGAGUUUUUCAAAAUGAAUAACUGAAGUUGAAAGAAACAUUGAUAUAACAGGGUGUUCUAAGAACAAAAUGCCUGGUUACAGGGAAUAUUUUGUAUUGAGAAGUGCUCAGAUGUGGCCAUGUGUUUUUUCCUUUAUAUAUUUGUGUGGGGUUUUUUGUUUUUGUUUUUUUAAUGCAGACAGUUGCUUACUUGGAUUGCUUUAAUUCAUAAGUGCUUACGUCCUCAAUUUGGUGAUCUCCCCAUAAUGGAUCAAUUUAAUUUUGCCAAAUGUCAGAAAAAAGGGUGAACACCUGAAGUUUGUAACCUGUUUUUUAUACAUUAAAGAUGUACAAAAUUAGAAGUGCCCUGAUAUAAAACACUUAAACUCAAGAUUAUAUUUAGUAAAAAAAAAAUCAUUUACAUAUCUCUGUAAGUUCAAAUGUAACUUCUUACAAUCCCUCUCAUUACCAACAGAGGCAAUAAAGCUCCAGUGAAAUUGCCAUGA
Molecule: messenger RNA, 3699 nt
Organism: Dromaius novaehollandiae (emu)
Lineage: Eukaryota; Metazoa; Chordata; Aves; Casuariiformes; Dromaiidae
Gene: DCUN1D1
Product: defective in cullin neddylation 1 domain containing 1
Exons: 7
Coding region: 165-944 (259 amino acids)
Biological process (GO): protein neddylation
Cellular component (GO): ubiquitin ligase complex
Molecular function (GO): ubiquitin conjugating enzyme binding; ubiquitin-like protein binding; cullin family protein binding
Source: RefSeq, a predicted model, not a curated record